ACAGUUGUUUACGUUGACGUAGCUCCGCCCCUGCUGUCCGCGUGCUGCUGACAGUGAGCUCAGUCUGAGAGGAGCCUCGCGACCACCUGCUAAACUCUCCACCAACGGUUGUCAGUUGACGUAAACGGGCUAACCAGCUAAUUAACUAACUAAACAACUAGUUUGAUCCAACGGAUAACUUCAGUAGCUUCUGGAGCUAACGGCUGACGGCGUGUGUUAUCCGGUUGAUUGGCAGUAAAUGAUGGAGGAGCUUCACGACGUCCAGCUGACUGAGAUCAAACCUCUCCUGACAGGACAGAAUGGGAGAAAUCUCCAGGACUUUGACUGUCAGGAUGUCUGACUCUCUGGAUUUGCACCAGAUCUCCUGUUCUUUAGGAGUUGGGGUGGAGCACGAUGUGGAGACGGCCCACGGUGUGCUGCACGUCACCAUGAGGGGAGUUGCUAAGGGCAGCCGUCCCACAAUCCUCACCUACCAUGACAUCGGACUCAAUCAUAAGUCUUGUUUCAACAGCCUGUUCAACUAUGAGGACAUGCAGGAAGUGACACAGCAUUUCUCAGUUUUGCAUGUUGAUGCUCCAGGACAGCAGGAGAACGCUCCUGUGUUCCCCACCGGGUACCAGUACCCCACCAUGGAUGAGCUGGCUGAGAUGCUGCCUUCUGUCCUGACACAGCUUCAGGUGAAGAGUGUGAUUGGUAUCGGCGUUGGAGCUGGAGCCUACAUCCUUACCAAGCUGGCUCUGAAUGAGCCCUCUCUGGUGGAGGGGUUAGUUCUGAUCAACGUUGACCCCUGUGCCAAGGGCUGGAUGGACUGGGCUGCCUCUAAGCUGAGCGGCUGGACGAGCAACCUGGUCGACAACAUCAUGGAACAUCACUUCAGCGCCGAUGAGUUAACAGACAAUAUGGAGAUCACCCAGACGUACAGACUCCACAUCUCUCAGGAUAUACCGCUGGACAACUUGGCCAUGUUCUACAACAGCUAUGACGGUCGUACUGAGUUGCAGAUGGAGCGGCCGCUUCUUGGUCUGAAUGAAGACACAGUCACCACACUGAGGUGUACCUCUCUGCUGGUGGUUGGAGACACGUCGCCUGCUGUUGAUGUCGUGGUGGAGUGUAACUCCAGACUGAACCCCACCAAGACCACCCUGCUCAAGAUGGCAGACUGUGGAGGACUCCCUCAGGUGAUGCAGCCUGGGAAACUUGCAGAGGCCUUCAAGUAUUUUGUCCAGGGGAUGGGCUACAUCCCUCAUGUUGUAUUAAACCGCCUGAGCAGCCAAUCAGUGCCCACAGCUGGUAUGACCCGGCUGGUUCGCUCCAGGACUCACUCGGCCUCCAGCGUCGGCUCCACUGAAGGCGUCCGGAGCCGCAGUACCACCAACACACUGCCAGAGGGCGCUAACUCCACCAUCCCCGGACACAUGGCAGAACAGACCAUCGAAAUGACCGCGUAGGACUGUUCCUGCUCUGUUUUCUCUCUCUUUACUCUUCAUUUCUUCUUCCUCUUUUCCUCCUCGGAUGCUGCAUGCAUCUGAAACUUUCCUCUGUUUAGGACGCAGCCAAACAUUUCUAACGUUGUAGUUGUAAAAGUUCUUCCUUAAGAAAAGAAAAGGUCACAUCUAACAUCACGUAAAGUAGAGAAACACCCUUAAAUAUCUUUAGAUUUGACCCUGUGCUCUUUAGGAUGCUGAUGUCGGUAGCGUUCACUCCCUCCUCCCCGGAGCCAUGCGGUUGCCGUGUUGACGCUGUAGAUGUAACUGUACCCGGAGAUCAGCUGGUUCAUAUUUACGUGUUGUAUUUCUUUAGUAGACUGCGGAUCAGAGCAGAUCAUAAUCUUUCUUCCUUUUUAGUUUGGUCCUGAUCCCUUCUUCUUUUUAUUAUUACUCUUAUUAUAACCAUGAUUAUGUUGUUCUGACUGUUGUUGGUGGUGUUUGCUACGAAGCGCGUUUCUGAAAGGAUUCACUCUUUUCCUAAAAUGACAGUAACUAAGUAAGGGAAUAGUUCACCAAAAUAAUACAAAUGGUUUUUAAAAUCAGCGGCGUGUUUGCGGCCCUGGAAUAUAUUCUGAGAUAACAUUUAGAACUGUUGACGUUGAAGUUUUUAAAUAUUCUCUGAGAUUAUAAAGUCAUAAUGUUAGUAGCCACACGGCUUGACUUUGUAGCCACACGGCUUGACUUUGCAAGGUUGGAUCAAUAUAUUACAUAUAGUCUGGAUCCUUCAUCGUCAUCAUCGUCACUUUGUUGUUUUCUUCUGAAUGCGUCCAAUGUUCGGCAAUUUCUCUCCAAAGUCCGGACGCUUGGGAUUAAAUGGUGACUCUGGGCUAAAGUUACAGGAUUUUCUUCUUGCUAAAUCUGAAUGCAAAGUAUAAUUUCAUGAGGUCAUCCACUGCAGGCGUAAUACACGGCAAGCAGUGAUGAUCCAACCUUGAAGCGAUGUGGUUCCUCCGACUUGUUCUGUCCUCGACUUUAAUCUCAGAGAUUCUUUAACAAAUGUAUCUCUGAAUAUUACACAUGCAGAACAAUCUGGCAAUUACUGUGAACAAACUUCAGGAUUGACCACAGUGAGAGAAGUGCUCCUCUGCGGUCACCAGCACCGUCACUGUGCACUUCCUUUACACAGCGAACACUUUCUCUCCACAUAAACUUGGGAGAGAGGGCAAAGUGUUUUCUGUGACUGUGCAGAUUUGAGCUAUUCCAGGCUUCAGAGUGAAGUCAUUGAUUAAGAAACUGUUCCUUUAACCUUUAACCUUUCACCUUUCUUUCGAUGGGGACCCUGAAAGCCCGUUUACCUUGUGUCUUCCUUCUCUGUUCCUGUACAUGAUUUAGUUUCAGUCCCUGAAGCCGCCAUGCUCUCUGCUCGUGAAGCCCGUCAGCAGCAUGCUCGUUGUGGAGUUUUGGCAUGCGGUCUGUGAAGUGGUAUCAGUGUAGUGAAUAACGGAGAUGUUGCUCAGCUGUGAACCCUCAACUCAAGAGACGGCGAAGAAAAACACCUCCACAUUGUGUCGCGGUUUGUUUUUCUCUGGACUGAAAGCUGCCAGCAGGGUUGUUGAUUAUUGAUUAUUAUACAGAUAUGAUGCUCUGACUGUAAGCACUUGUUUGGCUUCAGUGACAUUGUUUUGGUUUAAUUGCACUUCACGUUGGUGUGAGAAGACGAGGACAGGCGGUCGAUGGGAUCUGUGAUAUCUGGCGGACACGUUGCUCGCCCUGCUGAUGUUGACGGGGGUUCUGUAGUUUCAGGCAGUGAUGCUUCUUCUUCUCUCUGCUGUGACGCUGCCUCCUGCUGGAGGACUGAAGAGCAGCUCCCAGAGCAGGAAAUAAAUCCUGCUAGUUUGACUCUCGUUAGGAUUUCUGACGCUUUUCAAGGUUUCCUUAGGACGUCUCUGUUAAACAACUCAAAUCUUAGGGAGGGGGCUUCUGCACACUGACUGGUUCACACCAAGUCAAAUAUUAAGUUAUUUUAUUCUAUAUACACUAACUGUAAUUCUGCCGUCUGUUACUGUUAUUAAUAUUUAUUAACUAUUACUUUUGAGAUUUGUACUGAAGCAUCGGCUGUUACUCCAUGACUUUUAAUGUAAACAAGGUUUGUAAUGAAAUAAAGUUGUUAAUACCCAAAA
Messenger RNA from Cottoperca gobio, 3607 nucleotides. RefSeq names its product protein NDRG3-like. The record is from RefSeq and is a predicted model, not a curated record. Bases 300 to 1448 code for a protein of 382 amino acids. NCBI's taxonomy places the organism in Eukaryota, Metazoa, Chordata, Actinopteri, Perciformes, Bovichtidae. The transcript is spliced from 18 exons.